Mercenaria mercenaria is the source of this 681-nucleotide messenger RNA. Its product is annotated as C-type lectin domain family 4 member M-like. The transcript is spliced from 5 exons. The record is from RefSeq and is a predicted model, not a curated record. Lineage: Eukaryota; Metazoa; Mollusca; Bivalvia; Venerida; Veneridae. The coding region runs from base 53 to 529 and encodes 158 amino acids.
ACACGUCCUAUAUUAUCUAUAAAAUUAUUUAAGUCCAUGAGCAUUCACAAUAAUGCAUAAAGCUGUAAAAAUUGCUGUUUUUCUAUUACUUUCGACUUCAAAAGCAUUAAGCGAUUGUCCUGACGGAUGGUUACACCAUGGAUCUUCAUGCUAUCACAUCAGCCACGACAAGGAACCCAUGAUAACGGCUAGCGCAUCAUGCCAACAUAUGGGUUGUGAGUUUGUUGAGAUCGAGUCUGCUGCAGAAAAUGCAUUUCUCUUUGCCCAGAUAAAACCUUUGAAAAUUGAGGCUUGGCUUGGAUUGAAUGAUAUUCAAGAAGAAACUAUUUGGCAUUGGUAUGGAAGCAAUAGACCUUUAACGUCAACAGGAUUCAAGAACUGGCAUUCUGGAGAACCUAACAAUUUGCAAGACGACGAAAACUGUGCCUUAAUGUCUCCUGCUAAUGGUCAAUGGUAUGAUGGACAUUGUCAUGUUCCACUUCACUACAUUUGUGAAAAAUCGUAUGGAUCCGGGGAAAUUGUUGGAUAGGAAGAUUGUCUGACAAUGAAUAAAACUGUCUAUAAAUAAAUCAUCGGACGUUGUGAUAAUAAAUAAGUAAACUCUCUUACAGCAGAAAUACGUUAAAAAUGAAAGCAUAUAAUGAAAUUUUGUUUGUAAUAUAACUCAAUAAAUCAACAAGA